Messenger RNA from Impatiens glandulifera, 771 nucleotides. Its product is annotated as agamous-like MADS-box protein AGL11. The transcript is spliced from 8 exons. Gene Ontology annotation, biological process: positive regulation of transcription by RNA polymerase II. Gene Ontology annotation, cellular component: nucleus. Lineage: Eukaryota; Viridiplantae; Streptophyta; Magnoliopsida; Ericales; Balsaminaceae. The record is from RefSeq and is a predicted model, not a curated record. The coding region runs from base 10 to 771 and encodes 253 amino acids. Gene Ontology annotation, molecular function: RNA polymerase II cis-regulatory region sequence-specific DNA binding; DNA-binding transcription factor activity, RNA polymerase II-specific; protein dimerization activity.
AAAAUCGAUAUGGGUCGUGGAAAGAUAGAGAUAAAGAGGAUUGAAAACAACACAAACAGACAAGUAACGUUCUGCAAACGUAGGAAUGGACUACUAAAGAAGGCUUAUGAAUUGUCUGUUUUGUGUGAAGCUGAGGUUGCACUUAUUGUCUUCUCUAGUCGUGGCCGUCUCUACGAGUAUGCCAAUAACAACAUAAGAUCGACUAUAGAGAGGUACAAGAAGUCUUGCUCAGAAACAACUAAUCCAAUCCCCACUCCUGAGAUCAAUGCCCAAUUCUAUCAACAAGAGUCAAAGAAGCUUCGCCAACAAAUUCAAGGGCUUCAGAACACCAACAGGAAUCUAGGUGGAGAAGGAUUGGGAUGCUUGAACUUAAAGGAUUUGAAACAGCUUGAAAAUAGGCUUGAGAAAGGCAUCUCAAGAAUCAGAUCCAAAAAGCAUGAGCUAAUACUAGCAGAAACUGAAUGCUUGCAGAAAAGGGAGAUAGAGCUGGAACAUGAAAAUGCAUGCCUUAGAGCCAAGAUUGCCGAAAGUGAGAGGAUUCAGCAGCAGCUAGGCAUGUUGCAGGGACAAGAAUACAUGAUGAACAAUGCUGCGAUGCAUUUGCACGCAUAUUUCUCUCGCAAUGUUCUUCUCAUGAACAACAAUAUCAUUAAUAAUAACUUAAACAAUGAUCAAGAGGAGGCUGCUGGUCAAGAUGAUGAAGGUGGUGCUUCCCUACCAUAUCGACCCCUCCUAAUCCCCGACAACAAGUCUCUUCUUCAUCUUGGAUAG